Molecule: messenger RNA, 1438 nt
Organism: Arachis stenosperma
Lineage: Eukaryota; Viridiplantae; Streptophyta; Magnoliopsida; Fabales; Fabaceae
Product: protein SULFUR DEFICIENCY-INDUCED 1-like
Exons: 4
Coding region: 167-1075 (302 amino acids)
Molecular function (GO): protein binding
Source: RefSeq, a predicted model, not a curated record
UCUACUGCUAAACCUUGCUUUUUCUUGUUUGUUGAAACUUGAAAGCGUGUUUGGCUCUUGUAACGCUCAACCCGGAAAAAAAAAAAAAAGGUAGAACGAAGGCAUCCAACCGUUUUAGUUGCUUUGAUCUCUGUGCCGCCGCGUCUCAUAAAAAUAUAAAAGAGAAAUGGAAGAAAGAGGUGGUUGCAACAAUAACAAGAGUUCUUCUUCUUCUUCUCCAAAGGGAAAGAGAGAUGAUAUUUACCAUGUGCUUCACAAGGUUCCUUUUGGGGAUGGACCUUAUGUUAGAGCCAAGCAUGCUCAGCUGGUAGAUAAGGACCCUGAAGCUGCAAUUGUAUUAUUUUGGAAAGCAAUAAAUUCAGGGGAUAAAGUGGACAGUGCCUUGAAAGAUAUGGCAGUGGUGAUGAAACAGUUAGACAGAUCCGAAGAAGCAAUUGAAGCCAUUUGCUCAUUUAGAAGCCUCUGCCCCAAACAAUCUCAAGAAUCUCUUGAUAAUGUACUAAUAGAUCUGUACAAGAAAUGUGGAAAACUGGAUGAGCAAAUAGAAUUGCUGAAGCGAAAGCUGAAGUUGAUCUACCAAGGCGAGGCCUUCAAUGGAAAACUCACAAAGACAGCACGUUCUCAUGGCAAGAAGUUCCAAGUUUCAAUUAAGCAGGAAACUUCAAGACUACUGGGAAACCUAGGAUGGGCCUACAUGCAAAAGUUGAAUUACAUAAUGGCAGAGGUAGUUUAUCGGAAGGCCCAACUAAUUGAUCCAGAUUGUAACAAGGCUUGUAACUUGGGCCUGUGCCUCAUCAAACAAGCCCGUUAUGAAGAAGCCCAAUUAAUACUUAAUGAUGUUUUAGAAGGCAAAUUACCAGGCUCAGAUGAUGGCAAGUCAAAAAAACGGGCCCAAGAUCUCUUAACAGAGUUAAGAUCCCUUCUUCCUGCACCGCAUUUAUCGGAUAUUUUGACCCUUGAUGAUGAGUUCAUCAAAGGCCUUGAACAGAUGAUGAAUCAAUUGGGGCCGGUUAGAUCAAAGAGACUUCCAAUUUUUGAGGAGAUUUCUUCAUUUAGAGAUCAGUUAGCAUGUUAAGUUUCCACUAUGUACAGAUUUGGUCAUACUUAUUCCUUUUGUUUAUCGCCUGCUUCUUUUCUUUAAUUUUCUAAGUGUUGAUAUUUUGGGUGGGGGAAGAGGAAAUAGAAAUAGAGUAUACAGGGUGAAGACUAAAUUAAAGUUGAGUGAAGAUUUUUAUGUAAAUUAUGAAAGUAACAAGCCUGAUGUAAACUUUUUAAUAAGAAAAACUUGCUUUCUUAAAAUUGUACUUAUUUUAUAGUUAGAAAUAGAACAAAAUAAAUAAAAGGAUUAUUGUUACGGACAUGACUCUUGGGUUACACACCAGAAUGGCCUCUGACCCGAUUAACCGGGGAUGACCUUAUCUAACGGCCCGAACUGGCU